AUGCAGAAUAUGGUACCGGUUAAGAUGCACCAAAUCGUAAAACCACUAUGUUGGUUAAUAGGAACGUGGAAAUCGGUGACUGCCAAAAGCGAUUAUCCCAGUAAAAAUAUUCACGGUCGUCCCUUCAAUGAAAUAAUAUCGUUCAAAUCCUUGGGACAACCACAAUUGAAAUUUGAUGCAUUAAGCUGGCAUCCCAGAACUUUGUUACCGAUACACAUACAAAAUGGUUAUUUAUAUAUUGAUGAACAUGGAAAAAAUGUCGUUCUAGUUGCAACUCACAGUGUUGGAUAUGCUAUAGUUGAAGUUGGAACCGUUAACGAAUGCAGUCUGAAACUCGAAAGUCAUAUUAUCGGACAUGCUGAUUUGUCUCCCUGUAGGGUAACUCAAUUCAGAAGAUCUUUUUAUUUAAACGAAAGCGGCCAGUUGGUUUAUAAAAUGAUGCUACACACCGAAAACGAGCAAAACUUAUUCAAUCAUCUACGAGUCAUUUACGAGAGAGAUCCUCUAUGUCAACGUUCACCUAAUUUUUAA
Molecule: messenger RNA, 531 nt
Organism: Diorhabda sublineata
Lineage: Eukaryota; Metazoa; Arthropoda; Insecta; Coleoptera; Chrysomelidae
Product: peroxynitrite isomerase THAP4-like
Exons: 1
Coding region: 1-531 (176 amino acids)
Source: RefSeq, a predicted model, not a curated record